AUGAUGUGCGAAGUGAUGCCCACUAUUAAUGAGGACAACCGUAGGGGUUCCACCUACAGUUCAGAUGAUGCCAACUUUGAGCAGCUUAUGGUGAACAUGCUAAAUGAGCGGGAAAGGCUGCUAGAGACACUUAGAGAGACUCAGGAGAGUCUGGCAACAGCGCAAUUGCGUUUAAGGGAACUGGGACACGAAAAAGAGUCCCUACAAAGGCAGCUUACAAUCGCCCUACCACAGGAGUUUGCAGCUCUCACUAAGGAAUUAAACUUGUGUCGAGAGCAGUUGCUCGAGCGAGAGGAAGAGAUUGCUGAACUGAAGGCAGAGCGAAACAACACUCGGUUGCUUCUCGAACAUUUGGAAUGCUUGGUGUCCCGGCACGAGCGAUCUCUGAGAAUGACCGUGGUGAAGCGUCAGGCUCAGUCACCUGCUGGUGUCUCCAGUGAGGUAGAAGUUUUAAAGGCUCUAAAGUCCCUCUUUGAACACCACAAGGCCCUGGAUGAGAAGGUGCGAGAAAGAUUGCGCGUUGCCCUCGAGAGGGUGGCAGUACUGGAGGAAGAGCUAGACAUGUCCAGUCAGGAGUCUCUCUCUCUUCGGGAACAGUUAGCAAGAAGAAGAUCAGGAAUUGAUGAUAGUAAAGAUGGAGAUUCUCAGAGCUCUAUCUUACUAAAUGGUUCCUCUCACCUGGAACUGCGUGGAGGCCGUGAGUCUGAGCUCGAAGAGAUGCUUGAAAAACAAAGGCUGGAGCUUUGCCAGCUAAAGGAACGUUUAACCAUGAUGUGCCGUCAAAUGGCUGAGCUGGAAGAGGAGCUAAACACAGCCCAGAAAGAUCUCAUAAAAUCAGAAGAGGUUAGCGCAAAGUUACAGCGAGAUCUGAAGGAGGCAUUGGCACAAAGAGAAGAUAUGGAGGAACGGAUAACCACUCUAGAGAAGCGUUACCUUAGUGCACAGAGAGAAGCCACUUCAUUACAUGAUGUCAAUGACAAACUAGAGAAUGAACUUGCGAGUAAAGAGUCCCUUCACCGACAGAGCGAAGAGAAAAACCGGCAGCUACAGGAGUGGCUGGAGGACGCCAAACAGAAGUUGCAGCAGACCCUGCAGAAGGCGGAGACUCUUCCAGAGAUUGAAGCUCAGCUGGCGCAGCGAGUGGCAGCUCUCAGCAAGGCGGAGGAGCGACAUGGAAAUUUUGAGGAGAGGCUCCGGCAGCUGGAAGCGCAGCUAGAGGAAAAGAACCAAGAACUGCAGCGGGCCCGACAAAGGGAGAAGAUGAAUGAUGAGCACAACAAGCGCCUUUCUGAGACUGUCGAUAAACUUCUGUCUGAAUCGAAUGAGAGGCUGCAACUACAUCUUAAGGAGAGGAUGGGAGCCUUGGAAGAGAAGAACACACUCUCAGAAGAAAUAGCUAACAUGAAAAAGCUACAGGAUGAGCUCCUACUUACUAAGGAGCAGCUAGUUGCUGAGAUUGAAAGGAUGCAGCUCGAAAUUGACCAGUUACGGGGUAGACCUUCUUCCACUUAUUCCAGAUCUCUCCCUGGAAGUGCACUAGAGCUACGCUAUUCGCAGGCGCCAACCUUACCAAUGGGCGCUCACAUGGAUCAUUAUAGCAGCACAGCUGUGAUCAGGCGGCCCAAGAAAGGGCGCUGGGCGGCAAUGAAAGAUGAUCCAUCCAAGGAAUGGGAGCGAGCACAGCAAGCUAACGUACUGGCCAAUGUAGCUCAAGCUUUCGAAGGUGACUUAGACGGUUCCGAUGAAGAUGACAGAGAUACCAUCUUCAGCUCAGCUGAUCUGCUGUCACCAAGUGGUCAGACGGAUGUGCAGACACUGGCGAUUAUGUUGCAGGAGCAGCUGGAGGCCAUCAAUAAAGAAAUCAAGUUAAUUCAGGAAGAAAAAGAAACCACAGAACUACGUGCCGAGGAAAUUGAGAGCCGAGUCACCAGUGGCACUCUAGAUGGGUCACUUGGACGAUAUCGCUCUGCCAGUUCCAUCCCCACCUCUGUUACAACCUCAACCCUGGCCAGCCCCUCACCCCCCAGCAGUGGACAUUCCACCCCACGCAUCACCCCUCACAGCCCUGCAAGGGAGGGCGAGAAAUUUAAUCAUGUUCCCAAAGAAGAUGGGCGAGAUGAGAAGGCUUUGUUACAAUGUGAAACCACCCCUCCAAUGACACCUCGAGCAGUGCGGCUUGAAAGGAUGACGCAGGCGCUUGCACUCCAAGCUAACGCACUGGAAGAUGGAAGAGACCAAAGGGCUAGUCUUUCAGCAGACGGUUUGGGAGGAACAAACAGCACCAGCCAAGACUCUCUGCACAAAGCUGCCAAAAAGAAAAGCAUCAAAUCCUCAAUUGGGCGCCUCUUUGGCAAGAAAGAGAAGGGGCGCAUGGGGCAGAUGGGACGUGAAUCUUCUUCUCUGGCUGGAACACCAUCUGAAGAGACCUCUCCAGCUGACCCCAUGGGACUGUCCAAGUUAGCUGGUCCAGUAGACAAGGAUAGGAGAAACAAGAAGAAGCAUGAGCUCUUGGAAGAAGCCUGCAGGCAAGGGUUGCCGUUUGCAGCCUGGGAUGGACCCACUGUUGUUUCAUGGUUGGAGCUUUGGGUUGGAAUGCCAGCCUGGUAUGUUGCUGCAUGUCGUGCUAAUGUGAAAAGUGGAGCAAUCAUGGCCAACCUGUCUGAUACAGAAAUCCAGCGUGAGAUUGGCAUCAGUAAUCCACUUCACCGCCUGAAAUUACGCCUGGCCAUACAAGAGAUGGUGUCGCUCACAAGCCCAUCUGCACCAGCUACAUCACGCACGUCAACAGGCAAUGUUUGGAUGACCCAUGAAGAGAUGGAAACUCUGACAGCAACUACUAAACCUAUUUUAGCUUAUGGUGACAUGAACCAUGAGUGGGUGGGUAAUGAUUGGCUUCCCAGUCUGGGUUUACCACAGUACCGCAGCUACUUCAUGGAGUCAUUGGUGGAUGCUAGAAUGUUGGAUCACCUGAACAAGAAGGAGCUUCGAGGACAACUCAAAAUGGUGGACAGUUUUCACAGAGUAAGCCUCCAUUACGGUAUCAUGUGCCUAAAGAGACUGAAUUAUGAUAGAAAGGAUCUAGAAAGGAGGAGAGAAGAGAGUCAGAACCAUUUGAAAGAUGUCAUGGUCUGGUCUAACGAGAGGGUGAUGUGCUGGGUGCAGUCUCUAGGCCUAAAGGAGUACGCCAAUAACCUGCUGGAGAGCGGUGUACACGGAUCCCUAUUGGCACUGGAUGACACCUUUGACUGCAACGAUUUAGCUCUGUUACUACAGAUCCCAACGCAAAACACCCAGGCACGACAAGUGCUGGAAAAGGAAUUUAGCAAUCUCAUUACCAUGGGGACAGAACGAAGACUGGAUGAGGAUAGUGCCAAGAGUUUUAGCCGUUCUCCCUCUUGGAGAAAAAUGUUUCGUGAGAAGGACCUGCGUGGGGUCAGUCCGGACUCAGCUGAAAUGCUGCCAGCAAACUUCCGGACCGCAGCAGUCUCCUCCAUUACCUCACCCGCUGUGCAGCUCCGUAAGAUGCAGUCUGAAGGGAGCGCUUCCAGCAGCCCUCGUGCAGACAAUGUCUCUGUCAGAACUUACUCCUGUUAAUGAUGUACUGAUGAGGAAACGUUAUUGGGGCAAUAAGGUCACUGAGGGCACUUGUUUGUCAUUCAAUCACUUCGUCAGAGCAUCUGGGUCAAGUAGAUUGUUCCCAAUAUUUGCACUUCUUACUCAACUGGACGCUGUGUGGUGCCAGGAUGUAUCGAGCGUUGGAAUGCAAGUAAAGCUGUUCUUAAACCCUCUGCAAAAUCCUAAGCAGGCUCUUCAUACCUGAGACUUGGAGCUUUCUGUAUGGACCCUGACAACAACAUGGUCUACGUGAGGAAUGGGCUGCGCAUGCAAAGAAAAUCUGUCCCCUUCUAACCAUUUAUAUAUUUGACUUCUCCAAUGCUAAAGACCUUAUAGGGCUAAAGGGAUAAACGGUGAAGGAGAAAUAUCUAAAAUAUGGAUGGGAAAGAGGGAAUAAUGAAUAUUCUAUAUUAGACAUAGACUGUGUGUUUUUGUUCUGUUCAGUUCUUUUUGAGCUAUGCAGAUUGCAGCUAUCACCCACCCUUAAACCUCAGAGAAAUCUGCCUGGAGAUUCAAUAUAAAGCCAUGAAUCUGCUGAUUCAAGGGGAUUUGACAUAUGUCUCUUUUGGUGACUGUUCAGAACCAUUCCUUAACUCAAUCAGGUUACGAUCUGUUUUCAUUUAAUAAGCUUUGAUGGCUCUUUGUGGCCACAACGCCAGAAUCCUGGCAUGGAGUUAGCAGUACCAUUGAAUGGUCUUAUUUAUUAUUAUUUAUUUGUUUUGUUUUUCUUACACUGCCAGUCUGAGCAAACACUACUAAAUGCAGAGAAUGGCAUUAAUGCACAACCAGCUCAUGUUCACAAGAGAUUACAUUUUAAUUUGGUACUCAUGGAACAGGGUAAUUAAUAGACUUUGUUACAUCCUCCCAUGAAUCAGCCAAACCUUUGUAAUCUGAAUGGUGAUAAAAUGUUUAUUAGGGUUUACAAUUUAUUGUUUACAGGUGAAAAGGGAGCCGGUAACAUUGAGUGUUCCUAAUCUUCUAUGCCGUUUGUGAGUCUGUAAGUGCUAGAUAUUUUGGAUACAUGGUUGAUGGAUUUCUUAUUCUACCAUUGUGUGUCUCGCACUUUCACUUUUUUUAUGUGUUAUUCUUCGAAGGGCCAACAUAACCCUAUCUCCUAUAGUACGGGGAAUUCCAGAAAUAUAGUGACACAGACUGGUAAUAAAAAAGAAUCUCUGCCGAGUCACUUGAAAAGAUAAAUGCCUUAAGAAGCUUAAAUGUUUUUUGCUCUAGUGGCUUGUGGGAGAUCAGGUAGCAUAAAAUUAUAUUUGUUUCGAAUCUCAUUACAUAAUCUUUAUGUAUAUGGUCUGUGUUUCCAUAUGGUAUUUUAAAUUAAAAUUACAGCUCUUAUUGCUGCUAAAAUAAUAUAACCCUUUAAUGAUUCCUUCUUAGGACGCAGGACAGUCAAGUAAUCUUUAGAGAUACAGGUUGCAUGUCAUGUGACAGCUUAGAUUGUUAGAGAUAUUAAGAGAAAUGCUGGAUCUUUGGUAUCACCCUGUCUUGUUAUGUUUUGCAAUUUUUUUUAUUUUUUUUUUUGUCAUAAUUGUGCCAAAUUUCUAUUGGUUGUUAAGGUUAGCUUUUGUGCUUGAAUCUUUGUUAGAAACCUCUUCAAACUACCCCACUCCGAUGUGGUAAUAUCUGUGAGUUUUAGCAGACGAUUACUUUAAAAGGAUGUACAGGUUGAUUACAAAUUUAGACAGUAAAUAUUUUUAAAGACUAAUUGUAAUUAAUACCUUUUUAAGAAGUGCUAAGAUUUAUAUCUUUUAUAAGGUGCUGAAAUUGCUAUUCCCAUUGGCACUUUCCAAUCCAAUACUAUAUGCACAUUUUUAUAUUAUUCUUCAUCUGCUAUGGAUUGGCUGUGGACACAUGGGUUUAUACCUGCAGCCAAUCCAGAGCCGAUAUGGGAGUAACUUACUGGUGCAUAAAUUGGAUAGGAGUUCGCACCUUGGACAUUGGUGAUUUUGGUGGAGUUUAAAAUGUUUUAUUCUUUAUAGGUAUACAUUACAAUUAUAUCUUCCAAUGCAUUUGAUAUAAAUGCUUUAACUUUUAUACACUUUUUAUGUCCCUUUAAAGGGUCACCAACAGAUGGAUGUAGACAGCUGUUUAUUGAAGUUGAGCACUAUUUCAGAAAAGGUCAUUCUCAAUUUGCAAGUUUUUUUUCCUUUCAGUAUUCUGGAAAGACCACUAGUCCCUGUUAGAUAAGAGGAUGGAUUAUCUUCUUGUGCUGCUAAUUUAUUGUAUCAGUAGUUGGCAGUUCAAUUUGAAAACACUAAAUACAAUGUAGCAUAAAUAUGCUAUACAGCUUCUUGGUAUCGGCGAUGCACCUCCUGCAACUGAAUCCUGUGACGUAAAUGGCCACUGAUUUCACAAAGGCAUUUCAUAGUAUUGUAAAUCAUAGCUCAAAACUGAUAUAUUGCACUUAGAAGUGAAACAAUAUGAUAUUUUAAAGCUAAUUCUCUUUAAAUUUUAACAUUUUUUAGAUACAUUUUGUCUCCUUUUUAAAGGUAACAAAAACAGAAGCCAGAUUACAUUUAACUAUUUCAGCACAUCAACAUUCAAAUCCAUCUGUCAGUGUACCAUUACUUAAGGAGACAUAAGAAAACACAAAAAGCUUACGGAAGUGUCCUGCCAGCAACCAUGUAAAUAAUGAUAUCAAUUUGAGUUUCCAUAACUAAAUUCUACAUUCUUUUUUUUAUAUUAUUGGAAACACUUGCAUUUUCAAAGUUAAAUACAUAUCUACAAAUAUACCUCAUGAAGAUAGACCAUUAAAGAAGAAAUAUGAAUCGUCAAGUAGCCCAAUUAAAAUUCUUUUUGCAUUUUGCUAGGGAUUUAAGACCAUAUUUCCCAAACCUUCUGAGAUGUCUAAGGAAAAGAAUAUAAUGUAAUAGGAUGUGCCUUGUUGACCCAUGAAUUGUAUUAGAGAAGAUUAGUGAUGAAUCCUGAUUUGCAUUAUUGAUAAAUUGUUUACAGUUUUUUUUUGUCAAAUACAUCAAAAUGUCUCUUUAGUAACAGUCAAAACAUUUUAAAGCUAUCACAUAUUGCAGUUAGGGUAGAAACUACAUAUUUAUUUUAAAGAUAUAGUUAGGGAGAAAUGCGGUAACUAUAAAGUUGCCUCUUUUAGCCCGGGUAGCUAAUCCUGUUUUAAGCAUAGUUUGUGUUCAUUCUCUGAGGUCAAAGCCUUGUGUUAUAAAUAUUUGCAGACGAUAUUUGGAUAGGCAGCUUAUUCCACAUGGGAUCAAUAUUGGUACUUCAAUAAAUGGCUAUAGCAUUCAGUUGUAGAAGGAUUAACAUAAUAAUAAUAAUCUGUCAUUUGAGAAUUAGCUUGAUUAUUUGUAUGAAGAAAAUAUUUAAAACAAAAAAAAAGCCAUAGAAAUGUAUUUAUUUUUUAUUUAACAUUCAUUUUUCUCAAAUACUCGCUAUACAGAAAUAUUUUUUAUUACUUUUGCUGUGUAAUUUUUUUUUAUAAUUACUAUGUGGGAAUUGUAUGCAUAUAACUUUAUUUUUAACCCCUUUCCUGACAAGGCUUUGCAUUUGACUGAAUGCAUAUCCAGCAGUUAAGAGGUUAAAUAUUAAUUUGGCUUAAUUUGUACUAGCCUUUAUUUAAAGCCGCUCUUUCACUGCAGGGGAAGCCAACAUUUUAUUUAAGGACAAUAUCAUGUUGGCAUCUCUUACAGCAAUGACCAUUAAAGUAGUUUUAGUUUCAUAUCAUCAGUUCAAAUCACAUACAGAAUCUGAUGUUUCAUUGCUGGCAUUGUUAGAUAUACUGUUAAAGGGAAACACUACCAAAUAGCAGCUAUAUCUUACCUGGAAGUGGACUUUGCAUUGUCUAUCAUCAGUUCUGUAGAUAGGAGUGAAUAUAGAUCCUUAAACUGCACCAAUAUUAGAUAUGCCCUUGACAGUAACAGUUUUACACACACAUAUAUAAAAUAUGUGUGUAUAAAUAUUAUCUGUGUGUUCCUAUACAAACAUGAACACAGUGCAGCCUUUCUAGUAUAUAUAAUUGGGUCCAGAGUACAUAGUUCUCAAUAGGUCUGAAAGCAUUUUCUGUAUCAAAUCAUAGGUAACCCUGUAGUGUUCAGAUUCCAAGUGCAUUAUUGUUUUAUUUUGGUGGGGGGGGGGGGGGGCUUUUUUAAGAAAUUGUGUAAAUUGAAAACAAUUCUCUAUACUCUGUAGUUUACUGGUAUCCUGGUUGCUCAUUAUGUAUUUGUACAUUUCUGAAUUAUUGUAAUGCUUUUAAGAUAUGUGGUGUAUACUUGUUUUCAGCUUGUUUUGAACCAAUAACAACAGCAUAUCUUUAAAAAGCUGCAAAUAAAUAUCAAUUUUCUUUUACUCAUA
Messenger RNA from Bombina bombina (fire-bellied toad), 7947 nucleotides. RefSeq names its product liprin-alpha-3-like. Gene Ontology annotation, biological process: synapse organization. Gene Ontology annotation, molecular function: protein binding. Gene Ontology annotation, cellular component: presynaptic active zone. The record is from RefSeq and is a predicted model, not a curated record. NCBI's taxonomy places the organism in Eukaryota, Metazoa, Chordata, Amphibia, Anura, Bombinatoridae.